Dromiciops gliroides (monito del monte) is the source of this 780-nucleotide messenger RNA. RefSeq names its product F-box only protein 44-like. The transcript has a single exon. Gene Ontology annotation, molecular function: ubiquitin protein ligase activity; protein binding. NCBI's taxonomy places the organism in Eukaryota, Metazoa, Chordata, Mammalia, Microbiotheria, Microbiotheriidae. Gene Ontology annotation, biological process: glycoprotein catabolic process; SCF-dependent proteasomal ubiquitin-dependent protein catabolic process. Bases 1 to 780 code for a protein of 259 amino acids. Gene Ontology annotation, cellular component: cytoplasm; SCF ubiquitin ligase complex. The record is from RefSeq and is a predicted model, not a curated record.
AUGGCCAGCAUCAAUGAUCUACCUGAGGAAGUCCUCCUGGAGUUGUUCUCCCUGGUGCCAGCCUUGGAGCUGCUGAGGCACUGCCGGCCAGUCUGCAGCCUCUGGAGGGACCUCAUUGACCAGGUGUGCCUGUGGAAACGCAAAUGCCAACAAGAGGGCUUCAUCUCCAAGGAUUGGAACCAUCCUGUAGCUGACUGGAAGGCCUUCUACCUCUGUUGCAGCCACCCAAAGAACCUGAUCCACAAUGCCUGUGGUCAAGAUGGGUUGAAUUUUUGGAUAACUCCAGAUAUAAAGAAAGAUUAUUGGACUGCAAAAGACAUCCCUGGACUCCCUGUCCAGAAAUGCUUUUUCUCAUGCUAUGGUCAUACUCUCAAGUCUCAGAUGGUGAACCUGAAAGCUGAGGGCUAUGGUGAAGAAAUGAUGGACAUAGUAAGGCCAGACAUUGUGGUCAAGGACAUGUUUGCUAUCAGAUACAACAUUUUCUGCACCUACUACUGCUCCGUGUUAUUCCUAGAUUAUAAUUUUAAAAUCCUGCAUAUGCUCAGACUCUCAGAGGCAGAGUAUAGAUGGAUCAACAAUGAGUGGAUAGUGGUCUCCUGCACAUUGUCCAACUAUAGCCCGGGAAUCCGUUACAUCUACUUCCAGCAUGGCGGCAUGGGGUUUCAGGGCUUUAAGGGCUUGUCUUGGCCAUAUGUGUUCAAAGUCACUAGCAGCAGCAUCACCAUUGGUCCUGUGAGAUUUGCCAACACCCAAAGGCAAAUGGAGAAUGAUUUAAAUUGA